Messenger RNA from Paramisgurnus dabryanus, 653 nucleotides. NCBI's taxonomy places the organism in Eukaryota, Metazoa, Chordata, Actinopteri, Cypriniformes, Cobitidae. The record is from RefSeq and is a predicted model, not a curated record.
UCCUUGGAAGAGGAUGAUGACAAUGAUGGUGAUAUGGAGGAUGACGACAUUGUUCAAACUUCCCCAAAUAUCAGCGAGUCCUCAGACAGUGAUGAUGUUAUGCCCAGACAGAAGCCACAUCACACACGGUCACUUGCAUCUGCAACAGCAGCUUUGCCUGGUCGAACUCAUAUUAGAGUUAAAGGCCCAGCUGAGGUUAUCCACAGAUAUCAAAAAGUCCUGAAAACCUUCACUCGUGUUCGCACAAUGACCGAAGCCUUCAGGAUCAAUGGUGUUGAUCGUGGAACCAUCAAGAUGACGGCACCUAUUGCAGAGCUCCACAUCGUGGACCCAGAAACCUAUAAGGGUCUGAAGUUUGAUCCUGCAAAUGAGACCCUGCUGUCUUUUGCUAAAAAAUGUGCGAGCCACAUUACUCCUGAGAAAAAGAAAAUUAUAGAGGACAAGAAAUCAAGAGGCCAACUUCUUCCCUUAAUGAUGAAGUACUAAAAAUUGUUCUGCUUUGUUCAGUUCAUGCUAAAAGAGCAAGUUUAUGUUGCUCUGGGCUGGUAAAGUUAAAUAUUUAGAUUUUAGAUAAAGUGCAAUAUUUUCUGGUUUAUAUAUAUAAUCCUGCUUAAAUAGCAACUGAAGUAAACACUUAAAAAAUGUAAUUUUAU